Cheilinus undulatus (humphead wrasse) is the source of this 1995-nucleotide messenger RNA. Its product is annotated as alanyl-tRNA editing protein Aarsd1-like. Gene Ontology annotation, molecular function: ATP binding; alanine-tRNA ligase activity; nucleic acid binding. The transcript has 17 exons. Gene Ontology annotation, biological process: regulation of translational fidelity; alanyl-tRNA aminoacylation. The record is from RefSeq and is a predicted model, not a curated record. Lineage: Eukaryota; Metazoa; Chordata; Actinopteri; Labriformes; Labridae. Bases 90 to 1757 code for a protein of 555 amino acids.
AGCACACAGAGCUAGACACAUGGUUUCUACUUUGAGCUAGUCAGAGGAGUAAGACAGUGCUUUCUGUUUGAGCAUUUUCAUACAUAAGAAUGAACAAGCCUAAAAUCGUCAGACCGGAGGAGAGCCAGCCAGCUCCAGUUGUGUGGUUUGACAGAAAAAAAUAUGUCACCCUCAACUUUAAGGUUCAGAGACCGAAGGAUGUCCAGGUGGACAUCCAGCCAGACAAGCUGAUUAUGUGCUGCAAAAAUGAGAAUGACGAUGUGUUCUACAAUGAGCUGCACUUCUAUGAAAGCAUUUUUAUCAAUGACUCCAGAGAAAGGGUGUAUGACCGCACCAUCAAUGUUUUACUGAGGAAGGUGAAGCCGGAUUAUGCAUGGCCUCGACUACAGAAGGAUGAAGCUAGGCCAAGUUGGAUUUCUGUAGACUUUGACAACUGGAGGGACUGGGAGCAUGAAGAAGAUGAGGGAAAGGAAGAGUUUGAUCGUUACGUGGAUAUGAUCCAGGAAAUGUCUACCAGUAAUAAAGGAGCAGCACCAGAUAUGGGGGAUCUUAGUGAUUUUGUUACCACUGUGGUGUCCUGCUGUCCGGCUGAACUCAAGCAAGAAGUCAACGGGAAGAAAGAAACUUUGAAGGGCUUCAAUGUCAAGCUCCAAGAUACCAUCUUGUUUCCUGAAGGAGGUGGCCAGCCAGAUGAUCAUGGGCUGAUUGGAGAUGUUCCCGUUCUGCGGGUGACGAGGCAGGGGCCUGAAGCCGUACACUUUGUGAGCGCUCCACUGGAGGUGGGUCAGGAGGUGCCGGUGAAGGUAGACUGGGAGAGGCGGUUCGAUCACAUGCAGCAACACUCAGGUCAACAUCUGAUCACAGCUUUGGCGGACACACUCUUUGGAUACAAAACCACAUCCUGGGAUCUGGGACGUCAGAGAAGCACCAUUGAACUGGACACUCCCUGUAUGAAACCUGCUCAGCUCCAGACCCUUGAAGAAGCUGUAAACGAAAAGAUCAGAGCCCACGUCCCUGUCAUUGUACAGCUUCUGUCUAUAGACGACCCAGCUGUGGAAAAGGUGAGGAGUCGAGGGCUGCCAGACGAUCAUGCAGGACCAAUUCGGAUCAUCGAUAUUGAAGGUGUCGACGUGAACAUGUGCUGUGGAACCCAUGUGUCAAACCUCAGUCACUUGCAGGUAAUCAAGCUUCUUGGAACUGAGAAAGGGAAGAAAAACAAAACCAACCUGAUCUUCCUGGCAGGAAACAGAGUUUUGAAGUACGCCGAGAAGAGUUACAGUACAGAGCGAUCGCUGGUGUCUCUGUUGAAAACUGGGCCUGACGAGCACGUCGAGGCUGUUGAUAAGAUACAGAAGUCUGUGAAGCUACUACAGAAAACUAAUCUUAGCCUGCUACGGGACAUGGCUGUCCUCAUUGCCCAGAACUUUAAGAACAACCCUCAGCGAGGCAACUUCUUCAGCUAUCACAAAAAGGAGGGUGACAAUGAGUUCAUGAACAUCAUUGCCAAUGAAAUAAACACUGAGGAGACGUUGGUCUUCCUGACUGUCGGUGAGGAAAAAGGCCCUGGUUUGUUUCUGCUGGCUGGACCCAGUGGACCGGUGUCAGACAUGGGACCACGGGUGUUGGAGAUGCUUCAGGGGAAAGGAGCAGGAAAAAACGGACGUUUCCAGGGCAAAGCCAACAGCCUGGCACGAAGAGGAGAGGUGGAGGAGUUUCUGCAGCAGCACUGCAAACAUCACGCCUCAGAGGAGGAAUAAAGCAGCCGUGGCUCAAUGACAAAUACUUUUUAGUUGAUGGAAAUAAAGGAUAGUCAGAGAAGUAUUAAUAUUUUGUACUUAACACUAAUGUAAGUACAUAAAACAAGAUAACUUAUGAAAAGUUGUAAAUAACUGGGAUCGCUGUACAACAUGCUGUACAUAUCUGAAUGUGAAAUAACCUGUACUGUUUUAUCCACUUAAAACCUCAUCUGUUCAAUCUUUAUUUUGCGAGUUUAUG